AAACUUUUCAAAGCGUGUGGCCCCUGGCAACGGACCAGUCCAUUGUGAAAGGUGAUUAGAGGACUUGGUGGCUGUUCAAGAAAUCCUUAAGACUGGAUAAGAUAUAACAGUGAUAUGUGACUUUCUUGAUUUCGGUUAAAAUAGAUUUGUUAGAGCAAAACUAGAUUUGUGACAGAGGUUUGUUGACAUUAUUCAUUGUUUGAAGAAGCCUCAGUGAGAAGACUAAAAUUAUGAUUGUUCAUAAGCCAUAAGCCCAAUGUGUGACGUCUUAUGCUCAUAAGUUUAACUUAACUUUAUAGUUUAAGUUUGAAGUUUAUGAAGGUUUGGGUUUCAACUUUUUGUAAGGAUAAUAUUUAUUUUCUUUGAGCGCUCUGAUUGACUGCAUGCACUCCUCUCACUUUAAACAUAUUUCUUGGGGGGGGGGGGGGGGCCUUGCUCUUUAGUUUUUGGAAGGAAGAAAUUUUUUGAAAACCCUUAAAAUGUUUUUUAAAACGCUUUUUUUUUUGGUUUAAACUUUGACCCCGUUUUAAUUUUUGCCCCCAGUCCUUUCUCAAAAUGGAAAUGUGGGCCUAAAAAAAGGGGUUGGUCCCCCCCCCGGGUGUUAAGGAAAAAAGAAAGGUUUAAGGGUUUUUUUUUUUUUUUUUUUUUUUUUUUUUUCAAAGACAUAAAUUCACCAUGAACUAGAUAUUAACUGAUAUCAGAUUCGUGUUUAAGGGAAAAAGGGGGAGGGGGGGUGCCUUUUGGUCCUAAUUAUGAUUGAUGUUUAUUCUUUUAAAAAAUUUAGAUAAUUAAACUAUGACGUUAAAAUAAGUGAGUCCAAAAUGGUUUGGGGUAGGGGGGGGGGGUCGUCCACAGCCACUCAGCCACGACAACAGAGCCUAACCAAUUUCCCUGCCAUAGGGGUACACAUCACGACCAUAGUGUGUAUCGGUAUGGUACACAUUUUAUUUACAAGUCACUGCAACAGUGUGUACACAGUUACACAGUCGCACAGUCACGAUGUCAGACAUCAGACAACAGACAUCAGCGUUUGUGGUAUUAUGUUAAAAGGAGACUCAUGUUCGUAAGAUGUAUCAGUGAAAUCUAAAAAAAAAAAAAUCGCAAACUUCAAAAAUUGUUUUAAAUAAUGUGCUGAGAUACAAGAGCUUGAGAUCCCUUGCUGGGAUCAGCUGUAUAGAAAUGUACUGGAAUACACGAGGUUGAUAUCUCUCGCUAGGACUAAGUCUAUAUAAAUGUAAAGAAAAGGUCACUCUGUAGCUCCCUUCCACUCACUGCGCUUUUAUUUCAAGGGUCUCAAACAUCUAAAACUGAAAUAUGUUAGCUGAGAAAUUUCGAAAAUGGGAAUCAAGCGCAGUAUAUCUAGGGCCUAUACGUGCCAUAUACCAAUGAACCAUCCACCCCCACCCCAAGUUUCUAUAUGUAGGGCGCCCUUACACCGUAUUCAUGCAUUAAAAUGGUAAGUUGUUGUUUUUUUUCCAGUUUUAUAGAACAUAUUUGGGGAUGUAAAAAAAAGUAAUAACAACUAUGGGUGUAUGUUACAUACUCAAAAUGAUUUGUUCUUUUUCAAGAUGGCCGACGAAAGAGACGAACAAGAGGAAGAGCAGCCAAAGAGAAACACUCCAAAUAAAAAAUCUCCAAAGAAAGAGUCCGGGAAAAAACGCGAGGACGACAGUAGACAGAAAAAGAGUUAUCCUCUCUCAGCCACAGUGAAGGGGCGGGAGAACAAAAUCUACAGAACCCCCGCUACCCCUCCACCGGAUGUCCAGUUGUUCAAAGAGAAAUCAUUCGUGCUGGAUUGCAACGCGACCAGCAGCAUAUGUCAGGACUACUGCCGCGUCAAUCCCAAACUGGGGAGAGUGAUACCCCCUUACAACGCCCUGAGAGAUAAGCACGUUGAUAAUUAUUUCAAAUGUUAUGGUGUGAACAGAACACUAAGGAAAAACAAUCAGGUAAUUUUAAGUCAAUGUUUAAUUUACUGAGGUCUCAUGGCAUUUGGAACACCAAUAUUGAAAGAGGAUUGCCGGUCAUUCGUGGUUUGGUCUAUUCAGCAAAGAUUAACCACUUUGCCCUUUUUAACUAAAUUCGAGAUAUUUUUCUUCUUUUAUAUCUUAAGGGCUCGCGAUCAAUGUAUUGAUCAUUCUGGCUCCUAUUUAUGUAGAGGGGAUUCACGAUGUUUCCAUGCCUGGUACUGAAGAGGAUAUUUCACUGGCUGCAAGGGAUACUUUGUGAGGGUAUCAUGAACUGGGGGGUUGGAAGACCUGAGGAUGUAGACACAAUUGUGUUCAUCAACCCCAUUGGGGUUGCUAGGUUGCUAGGAUUUUCCGAAGUGGGUGGUGGAGGUCGACGACCGAGCCGCUGAAGGCGUUGAGUGGGGGGGGGGGGGACUAAUAUCGAGUGAAAAGGGGGGGGGGGGCUGAGUGGGCCCCUCUUCAGAAAUGUGUUGCUAAAUUAAUAUGUAGGAAUGCAUUUUAGCGCAAUUUAAUUUUUUUUUUUGGUCAUCAUUCUAAACUUUAUCGGAGAACAACAGUUGUGAUGGUAGCGGAAAUGAUUGUGCUCGAGGUAAAAAUUAAUCAACUUUCAAUACCCUUAUAAUGCAUUUCACUUAAAGAUGGUAAUAAUAAGAGGAUAUUAUCUGACACGUCAUUUAGAAUGGGCACUAUUUGGCUAUAUGUGGAUUUUAUUAUUUGUUCAAGUCCAGAUUAUUUUGUACAUGUGGUGCCUCUGUUCUCCCGAUGACCUAAGCCCUUGUUUAUUUUCCUAAAUUAUUAAUCCUGGCCUACCUCCCGCGCUGUUAGGAUUAAAUCUCCUCUGUGUUCAUUCAUUAUUUCACCACUUAAUUGUGAGUUCAUCUCUACAAAUGUGACGUGAUGGGAAUACCCGCUGCAGCAGUUUAAGGACUAUCGAUUACUUGAUCGAUUCAGAAGUCAAAAUAAACAAUGUCUCAGGUAUGUCAAGUGCUGGAUUUAUAACGGAGCCGUAGAGAAUUACCUUUACAUUAUUGACUCCAGAUCCUGGAAGGAUUCCAAUGGAGGCGAUCUAAUAGAAGGCAUGGGAAAAAAAGGGGGUGGGGGGGCUAUGGCUGUGUUUGUUUUUGACCAUGCAGGGAGCCUUUGUGAUGGCGUAUGUUGAUUAAGAGUAUGUUGAUUUAGGGUGUGUUGAAUAAGGGUAUCUUCAUUAAGGGUACGUUGAUAUAGUGUAAGUAAAUACAUUUCAUAUUGACAAAACGUUUCUCAGUAGCGAGGGUGUCUUAUAAAAACUGUCAAAAUUGAGUGGUCGAAAUCUUAAACUUCUUUUAUUUCAAUUUGUUUAUUUGGGUUUAAAAGUAGGUCAUCAAGUUGACAUGGAAUAAAAUAAAACUACACGAAAUUCAACUAUAAUGUCGACUUUAAUGUCAUCUAUAAUGUCAACUGUGAUGUCAAAUUUAAUGUCAACUAUGAUGUCAACUACGAUGUCAACUAUGAUGUCAACUACGAUGUCAACUAUGAUGUCAACUACGAUGUCAACUAUGAUGUCAACUGUAAUGUCAUCGAUAAUAUCAACUAACAGAUCUACUAAUAAGAAGCAAACAAAAUAGUUUCUAGUGCUGGUUUAAUGUAAGCCUUUGAAAGGAGUUCCUCAGUUGUACUGUUUAUGCUGAGGCGUAAUGCUGUUGGCCAGUGGGUUUUUUUUUUUGUGUGCUGUGGUGCAAUGCUGUUGGUCAGUUGUGCUGUGGUGUAAUGGUGUUAAUUUCACAGGCACCUUUGAAUGCUGUUAGUUUUAAAUAUAUGUUUAUUUUUUUCACGCCAGGUCAUUGUGUACACAUUCGGUGCAUAAUAAAUAUCGAUUGCUUGGCAAAGUCCUAUCUUCAGUGUGCAUUCAUUAAAUAUUUAUUCCAGAUCUAAGACAGACCCAGGCAGGGGAUCCGAGGCAAGGUUCAAUUAUACAAAUCAAUCGAUAAAAUAGCAUUGAUAAUAAAGGUCUCGGUUUCCUUUGCUGUGUUCGAACGUAUUCACCUGUUUCCCGUAGCUGUGACCGCGACAAUAAAGGGGAGGUAAUCAGUAGUAGAGUCACCGUAAAGGCUGAUAAUCCCACAUGAACAAGUUGUGUUCAUUUCUUUAGUCUGGCGUGAACUAGUCACUGGAGCCACAAGACGGUCCGUUAGUUUCUUGUGGAGGUGCAGGUUGUAGAUGCCGAGUUCCAUCCAUUUUAUUCCAGCUGCGUUGCGCGCCUAUCAAGCCAAACAAAGUGUGACGUAAUUCUAGAUCAUCACUGAAUAACUGGAAGGACCAAGAGUUCCCUUUGAGAUGGAAUAAUGCAAAUAUAUUAUUUCAUAAACACCGACCAUAACUCGGAUUUCAACUCAGACAAAAAUAAUAACAUAUAAAAUUAAAAGUGUAAAGACAAUGCAAAUAUAUGGCUCAAGCCAUUAACUUCUUCCGAGUAACAUAUAAAGUAUUCCACUGUAACACACAACAGAUUAUGUCAUUGGGUCAUACUUUAUAAGCCAUUCCACGAGCUAUUUCAAGUGCAUGUUUACCAUUAUUUAUCUCACACAAUCACAAGCAUCAAAACACAAUCAAACAUUAAACUCAUUGACACACUUAUUGAAAUAAACCAAUGUCAUGUCAUUACCAUAGCAGCUGCAUCCAUCUAUCCAUCCCUGUGGCACUACAGCCCAAGUGGGGCUUUCGCCUGCCUCACCACUUCCUUCCACUCAGACCAUCCAUCUAUCCCGGUGGGCUACGGCCCAUGUAGGGCUUUGGCCCGCUUCACCACUUCCUUCCACUCAGACCACCCAUCCCUGUGGCGCUACAGCCCAUGUAAGGCUUUGGCCUGCCUCACCACUUCCUUCCACUCAGACCAUCCAUCCCUGUGGCGCUACAGCCCAUGUAGGGCUUUGGCCCGCUUCACCACUUCCUUCCACUCAGACCAUCCAUCCCUGUGGCGCUACAGCCCAUGUAAGGCUUUGGCCUGCCACACCACUUCCUUCCACUCAGACUUAACUCAUGCUUUUCUUUUCCAUGCUUGUAUUCCGAGCUGUUGUAGAGCCUUCUCCCCAUCAUCCACCAAUCUCAGCCCAGGUCUGCCUUCGCGCCGUUUUCCUCUGGGGUUUUUCUAAGCGUCCUAAUUAGCCCCACAUCCACUUAUAAACGCAUAUCCUUGUAUUAACAGAGCACCACCACAUCUAAUAAUAAACACAAGUUCUGUCAUUACCAUAUCAUCACCACACCCACUAAUAGACCAUUACCAGAUCCUCACCACAUCUAAUAAUAAACACAAGUUCUGUCAUUACCAUAUCAGCACCACUUCCACUAAUAAACCCAUUUCCUGUCAUUACCAUAUCAGCACCACAUCCACUAAUAGACCAUUACCAGAUCCUCACCACAUCCUCUAAUAAACCAAUUUCCUGUCAUUACCAGAGCAGCACCUCCUCCUCUAUUGAGGGCCCGGCCGUAGACCGGUUUUAUGAGCAGGGACCCGGGUACAGCUACCUGUCAUUUAGAAAUCAGUUCGGUGCUGGUAAGUAAUAAUUCACCAUUAGCCAUAUGUGUAAAAUAUCCAUUUAAAUCUCUUUGGAUUAUGCAAAAACAAUCAUUCCAAUGAAUGUAUGUCAUUCAACUUUUUAACUAAGUAAAUGAUAUGCGUAGGUGCACUAAUAAUUCCGAUACAGUUAGCAGCUAGACACGAUAAGCAACGAUUUCUCAGAUGGCUCUCUUGGUCCCAUGAUGACGUUCUAAGGGAUGCGCCAAACUUCUGGUCACUACCUAGCUGUAUCCAGGUUUAGAUUGAGAGCAACGCAUUCACCAGGCUCCCGCUGACACCUGUCUGCACGCAUCUCGACAUAGGACUCCUACCAUAAAGCCAGUGUAGACUCCGGAGAGAACAUGGGACCAUUGACAAGAUGAUGUUAACGGUCAAAGGGCUAAAAAAUGCCAAUCGUUAUAUUUCAAUCUUUUUUCACCUUAUGUGUACCAGACUGAAGCCUGCUAUAUCAUGAUUAAAUCCAGUCUCGGACCAAAGCCUUCUAUACUUACUUACGUAUGCUUGUUAUCCCGUCUGGGGCAUAGGCCAUCCACAAGAAUUUCCAUUCAUCUCGUUCAUGUGCUUUCCAGUUGUUUACAAGUGUAUCCCAUAUUUUGGGUGUGUGCCUGUGGUGUGUUCCUGUAGCAAACGUCUCCUUGUAUUUGGCCUUCCUCUCUUUAUUUUUGACCCUGUUGAUUCCAUGUUAAGCAUUUUCUGGUGAUGCUAUCUGGGGUUUAUCGAAGAGUGUGCCCUAUCCACCUCUAUCUUUUCCUUAUGAUGUCUUCAUCAAUAGGCUCCUGUAUGUCCUUUCCCUUAUAUCUUUGUUGGUGAUGGUAUUUGGCCAUUUGAUGUUCAGGAUCUCUCUAAGGCAAGUAUUUAAAAAAGGUGUGUACCUUCUAUAUAAUGAUUGAAUGCAGACUCAGAAUCCGAUAUUCAACGGAGUGUUGAUAACUACCCGAAUGCCUUUAAAAAGAAACGAAACAAAAAAUGGGGGUCCAGCGCCUUGUAUAUAAAAAAAGAUAGAGGUCUUGCACCAUUUAUAUGGAAAUACUUUGGUCUUGCCCCAUCAAUUUCAGAUGAAAAUGAUCAAUCAUGUCUGAGCACUCAGUCGAAACUAAACGUCUAAAUUCAUGCGAAUCUUUGAUAUUUCUCAUUUAGCUCUUGGAUACUACUAGUUACUAGAUCAAAAUUCCAUAUUUGGUGCUUUACUGUGACACGAUGCCCGACCUCUGAACCAAACAAAAAAACGUGUUUAAGAAAAGCACAUUCUCCGGUCAUGAUGACAUUGUCCGGUCAUGAUGACAUUGUCCGGUCAUGAUGACAUUGUCCGGUCAUGAUGACAUUGUCCGGUCAUGAUGACAUUGUCCGGUCAUGAUGACAUUGUUGAUGUUUUUUUUUUUUUGUUUUGCGUUUCCUCAACAGGUCACUCCCAGGAGACGAUUGAUGGCCACGCCCAGUUUAUGUCAGGCAUCAGGUGUGUGACGGGAUACAACGGCAGGUUCGGCUUCCGACGUAACACGCCUAACCUGAGGAACAGGCCCACGCCCUUCGAGCCCGCCCUCAUCACACCAACAUUUUGAACAUUCGAUAGGAAAUAAACAACAUUGCUACUAUACUUCUGCUACCUGUGUCCUACCAACCCCUCACAACAACGUUACUACUUUAUUUGUGCUACCUGUGUCCUAGCAACCCUUCACAACAACGUUACUACUUUAUUUCUGCUACAUGUGUCCUAGCAACCCUUCACAACAACAUUGCUACUUUAUUUGUGCUACCUGUGUCCUACCAACCACUCACAACAACGUUACUACUUUAUUUGUGCUACCUGUGUCCUAGCAACCCUUCACAACAACAUUGCUACUUUAUUUGUACUACCUGUGUCCUAGCAACCCUUCACAACAACAUUGCUACUUUAUUUCUGCUACCUGUGUCCUACCAACCCCUCACAACAACAUUACUAUUAUUUUUAUGCUACAUGUGUCCUAGCUACCCUUCACAACAACAUUACUACUGCAUUUCUGCUACUUGUGUCCUAGCAAUCCGUCACAACCAUAUUACUACUAGGCCCAUAUUUAUGAUAUACUUGUGUCCUAGCAACCCUUCAUAACAGAUCACAAUUUAGAAAUCAGGCUUUGUUAUAUUUAAAAUAAACACUGUAAUAACUUUUGAUAUUGACUUUGUACUGAAAUAUGUCGGACUUGUGAAGAUCAAGACUUUUUAAGAUCAAGACUUGUAUUUACAGGAACCAAUUUAUUUCAUCGUUGUUUUAGAUUCUAAUAAAUAUUUAAAAUAAUAUCUGUCUUAAUCUCGCGUGAAGUCUCGUACCGAGAUCAAUGACGUCAGUGGAUGAUUCUAUUUAUGGGCUUGACCCCGGAAAGUGGGGUGGGGAUUGGAGAUUCAUAGACCCUACAUUAAAAUUAUUAAUAUAUACGUAUAGAUUCUGUGCUGAACACUACAAUUAUAUAUACACGUCUCUGAAUUUGUAUAUGGAAACAAAAACAAUACGGCCCACAACAGUAUUAUUAUGAUAAUUAUUUUAUUUUCUCUUUGAUAAACUUCAUCAGUAUUAUUUAAAUUAAGUUUAACUCCAUUCUGUCUUUUUGGCCAUAUUGCCGGUACCUUUAGGUUUAUGUAAUGUUCGUACAUAUAGGUUGACCUGGUGACCCUUCCAAUGCUUUUAGUUUAUAUCAGUUAACCCAUGCAUGAUUCAAUUAUAUAUCAUCCUUUAUUUCAUAAUAUCAGCUGGAUGAAAUUAAAACAGCAUGAUUGCUGCUGAAGAAUGUGGUCAAAUUUGUUUUGUCGUGAAAUGUAGAUUAAACAUCAUUACUGCUCUCUGA
Lymnaea stagnalis (great pond snail) is the source of this 8339-nucleotide messenger RNA. The record is from the annotation of a GenBank genome assembly. Lineage: Eukaryota; Metazoa; Mollusca; Gastropoda; Lymnaeidae.